AAUUUGCGUCAUCAUUGUAAGUUACGUAAAUGCCAACACUUGAAGCUUACUAAACAGAUGCAGGUGAAGAGUUGCCAGGUAGAGGUUCACCCAAAUAACUGGAGGAAAGAACUGCGGUUUUAAUUCAGAUUCUGUCUACAGCUUUGGCUAACGCCACAGAAUAUAUUUCGGCGAUAUGGAUGUUGCAGUGGACAAAACAAGUGGAUUAACUGUGUUGCCAGAUAAAGAAAAUUCGAGUCAAUGCUCCGGCAAAAAUUGGAAAACAACUAAAGAAGGCAUUGUGUUUGAGAAAAGCCGUUGCCACUUAACUAAGAAGGCAAAGUUGUUUGCAGUCAUCUUUGGCUUGGCCCUCGCAGGAUGCUUGAUUGGCGCACUCUACUUCGCGGGUGUAUUCAAUGAAGCACCUGAAUUCGCUGACGCAUUAGAAGGUGAAGCCGAUCUAGUAACUGACGACGGUGGCAAAGAAAUAUAUGGUAUAAAAGUUGACUUUGACAAGAAGAUCAUUCAACUUAGCUUUUUGAAAGAAAGGCAUGAUGGGACAAAUAGAGGCCGCCGUGACGUCAAUUCGGUUGAAAACAAUGGCCCCCAAAUAAAAAAGAUUGUAGUUCAGGAUUUUGGAAAUAAAAAAAAGUACCUCUUGAUCCCUGGUAAAAAUGGAACAACAAAAUGUCUGAAGACGACAUUGACCGGAGAAAUGCUUCCAAAGGACCUUCUAAAGCAUGCUCGCAAUGAAAAGAUUCCUGACGAUGUCAAACAACGGGUAUUGCAACGACUUCGCUUUGGCGAUGAUUCUGAAGCUGAUGUUUUGGUGCCGGAUGGAAACGAGACUCAGACUAUGGUUUACAAAGGGAUUGGAUUUAACAUGUCACUGCAUGCAAUGUCCAAAAGGAACAUAGCACUGGAGGACCUCGACGCCAUAAAAUGUUUUGAUUACCAAGAACAAACAAACAAAAUUGAAGAUGCCUUCUACCUGUCCAACCAAUCAAAAAUGUUAUUGGACAAUAUUAACGAAGACCAGGCUGUGCAAGUACAGGAGUUCAUUAGACACCUGAAUGCCACUAACGUAACAACUGCGCAUCUGGGUAGGAUGCGGAGGAGCAUCAUGGACAAGUUUACGCGAUGGUCGCAUGGCAACUGGUGUGGAGCAUACACUGGUGGCUUCGAGAACCAUUGCAAGCAUGCUCGAGGGGUGUGCAAGGCACCGUAUGAUAAGGUCUCAGAAGCAUGCAAGAAUUGUAAUCCUACAAUAGACGGUAUCGACGAACAUUGCAUGGAGCAUGAUAGAUGCCUGCUAGAAUACGGUCCUGGGCCGAGCGGAUGUUUACCACAGGGGAACAGGUGCGCGUGUGAUUACAAGCUUGUCUUGGGAGCAAUACAGAGUGGGAUCUCGUGCUUACACAAGGGAGAAUCUGAAUGCGCCAAGGCAUCGGCAACAAUCGGCGCCCUUUUUACAACAAUGCUGUCAUGCUGGUACCCAAGCGAGGUCUGUUUCCCAGGAGUUAAGGUUCAGUGUGGCUGUUCUGCUUGUUCUUGCCCCAGCGUUAAAGUGAUCAAAACUUGCGUCCCGUUCAAAUUUUGCGUUCCGUUCGGAUCCGGGAAAGUGGCAUGGUAAACAAAACGUUGACUUCUUACUUGAUCACUUGCACUAAACCAAGACAGGCACAUCUUCCUUGGCUUUGAAAAGCUGGAGCACUAGAGAGUAUCGGGGAUCACAAAUAACUUAAAACGCACAACACAACACGACGUCAUAGUAAACCCAACAAGGCUUUGUUGAACCAAGGCUUUGUGAUGUUUUCUCAGAGUUAGCAAAGUUGCACAGUAGUGAGUUUUAUAAGAUAAUACUCCUGUUAAACAGUUUUUGUAUUGAGGGUAUCAACAUGAAUCUAUUUACAUUAACAUUAUUUCAAGAAUUCGA
Messenger RNA from Rhopilema esculentum, 1915 nucleotides. RefSeq lists its product as uncharacterized. The record is from RefSeq and is a predicted model, not a curated record. NCBI's taxonomy places the organism in Eukaryota, Metazoa, Cnidaria, Scyphozoa, Rhizostomeae, Rhizostomatidae.